Molecule: messenger RNA, 1581 nt
Organism: Beauveria bassiana ARSEF 2860
Lineage: Eukaryota; Fungi; Ascomycota; Sordariomycetes; Hypocreales; Cordycipitaceae
Product: Amidase family protein
Exons: 5
Coding region: 1-1581 (526 amino acids)
Source: RefSeq, a predicted model, not a curated record
AUGGAGACAGCGCAGCAAAAGAUCGAGAGAGCCAGAGCAAGGCGCGAGACUGGCUUAGCCAAAGUCGAACCAAAACUCGCGGCCUUGCCUGCCCAGCUACCCCGCAGGAGCCUGGAGCUGCCAAGCAGUGUUUUGACGGCCAGAGAAAUCGAGCUCACCGAAAAGUACGAUGUCAUUGAGCUUCUGGCCAUUCUCAAAUCCAGGGAAGUAUCUGUUGAGGAAGUGGCCAGAGCCUUUCUACUGGAGUUGAUGUGGGAUCAAGCCAUAACCAGAGCCAAGUAUCUCGACGCGCUACCUGAGCCGCAAGGAGCCUUCUUCGGCCUGCCCAUCUCUACCAAGGAACAUCAUGGCAUGGUUGGUGAAAAUAUCAUCACUACAGCCUCUGUGAUUGCAUGGGUCGACCGCAAGCACGGCUCCAACGUGCUCUACGAUGAUCUUUGGGAAGAAGGCUGUGUAUUUUACGCUCGAACUACUCAGCCGCAAACUAUCAUGCACCUAGAGACCGUCAGCAACCUGUGGGGGAGAACCGAUAACCCAUACAACCGUGACCUAACAGCAGGCGGUAGUAGCGGAGGAGAGUCUGCUCUGAUUGCUAUGCGUGGUAGUCUGUUGGGAAUUGGUGGCGACAUUGGCGGCAGCAUUCGCUGCCCUUCCGUAUUUGUUGGCAUCUAUGGAUUCAAGCCGUCGACGAAACGCAUCACUGUCGCAGGUCAGAUAGGCCACAUGGCGGGCCGGGAAACCAUCUUCAGUACACCAGGGCCCAUGACCGUGGACCGUAAAGCGAUGGAGCUACUCAUGAGGGUGAUUCUUUCCAAGCAGCCAUGGCGCAAGGACCCUUCAAUUGUCCCAAUGCCUUGGAUCCCUCACAAGUUCAGCAAGCCCCUCAAGAUUGCAGUUCAGUGGUGGGAUGGUGUUGUCAAGCCGCAUCCCCCAGUCACCCGCGCACUCAAGGAAGUGGUUGCAGCCUGCAAAAAGGCAGGCAUGAAUGUUGUAGACUGGGAUUGUGAGAAGUUGGACCACAAGAAAAGCUGGGAGAUCAUUUCUGCGCUUUACUGGCCUGAUGGCGGGCUAGAGACCAUAGAGUGUCUCGAGGGCGCCGGGGAUACUGUGCUUCCACUCACGAAAUGGGUCAUCCAGGAGCAAUCUAGUGUAAAGAAUAUGACUCAAGCCGAGCUUUGGCAGCUAUGCUACGCCCGUGAUUCGUAUCGUGCAACAUACGCGCAGGCCUGGAACGCGACCGCCAAUAUCGACGGCGAUGAAGUCGACGUGAUUCUUUGCCCCGCGAGUUUCGGAGCGGCCACUCCGCAUGAGCAAUCCAAGUACUGGGGUUACACCUCCCACUGGAAUAUGCUUGAUUACCCGGGCGCUGUGUUCCCCGUCACCACGGUCGACGUCUCCAAGGACGCCAAGGAACUUACUUACAAGCCUGUCAACGAACAAGAUCAGUUCAUCUACGACAUGUAUGAUCCCGAAUUAUUUGCCGGGGCCCCAGUAGGUCUCCAAAUUGUUGGAAGAAGACUCCAGGAAGAGAAGGUCCUCGCCGCUCUGGAACUGGUCGAGCACGCUAUGGGUCGUCCUUGA